Molecule: messenger RNA, 2225 nt
Organism: Bacillus rossius redtenbacheri
Lineage: Eukaryota; Metazoa; Arthropoda; Insecta; Phasmatodea; Bacillidae
Gene: PIG-K
Product: putative GPI-anchor transamidase
Exons: 8
Coding region: 159-1208 (349 amino acids)
Biological process (GO): attachment of GPI anchor to protein; proteolysis
Cellular component (GO): GPI-anchor transamidase complex
Molecular function (GO): GPI-anchor transamidase activity
Source: RefSeq, a predicted model, not a curated record
UCGUCUGCUGUUUGUGUUUACUGCCGCGAGUUGGUGUUUAUCAAUACACUGUGACUGCUUGGAUGAAAAGCUGAAAUGGUUUUGCAUUUACAAUUAAUCACAAGUAUUUGGUAGUGUUAAUGUGAAAUGCUAUCGUAUUUACUCUCACUCAUAAAAUAAUGACGAAAUUUUUUACAGAAAUAUUUGUAGCGAUAAUAUAUUUGACGUGUUUCAAGACGAGUGCUCUGGAGAGUCUCUCGAACGUUGCCAGAGCGGGACACACUAAUAAUUGGGCCGUGCUAGUAGACACAUCAAGAUUUUGGUUUAACUAUCGCCAUGUUGCAAACGUGCUUUCCAUGUACCGCAGCGUCAAAAGACUUGGAAUACCUGAUAGCCAGAUAAUAUUGAUGGUGGCCGAUGACAUGGCCUGUAAUCCUCGCAAUCCUCGGCCAGCGACCGUGUUCAACAACGCCAACCAACACAUCAACGUGUACGGAGAUGAUGUCGAAGUUGAUUACAGGGGUUACGAGGUGACGGUGGAGAACUUUGUGCGCCUGCUGACGGGCCGGCUGCCUCCCGGCACGCCCCGGUCCAAGCAGCUGCUCACGGACGAGGGCAGCAACGUGCUGGUGUACCUGACGGGCCACGGGGGCGACGGCUUCCUCAAGUUCCAGGACUCGGAGGAGGUGACCAGCCAGGAGCUGGCCGACGCGCUCGAGCAGAUGUGGCAGAAGAGACGUUAUCAUGAAAUAUUUUUCAUGAUCGAUACAUGCCAGGCAGCGUCCAUGUACGAAAAAUUUUACUCGCCCAACAUCUUAGCCGUUGCCAGCAGUCUCGUUGGAGAAGAUUCUUUGUCGCACCAUGUUGAUCCAGCAAUUGGUGUAUACAUCAUUGACAGAUACACAUACUAUGCAUUGGAUUUCCUUGAACGUGUAGAACCUGACAGCGGUAAAACAAUGGGAGAAUUUCUUGCAGUGUGUCCGAAAAGAGUUUGCAUCUCUACAGUUGGCGUGAGAAAGGACUUGUUCAGGCGCGAGCCUUACAAAGUUCCUAUAACCGACUUCUUUGGUUCACUGCGUCCGGUUGAGGUUACCACAACAGCACCGAACAUUUCAGCAAUUCCCAUUGGACGAGAUGUUUCAGACAUGGAAAAUGAUGGUAUUGGGCUGAAAUCCACCAACAAAUUUCAGUAUGCUCAACAGUUUCCAAGUCAUUUAUUUGAACAGUAAUUGCAGUCAUCGUUCAUAUAUUGAAAAAGACAUUGAAGUGUGGUCAUCAAGUGCUCUGUGCAGAAUCGAACAAAGUGAUGGGAUGGGCUAAUUGAUUGAUAUAUUAGUGGUGCAUACAUGUAAUUGUAUAUUGCAAGGUACAUAAUUCUUUUACAUGUAUUGUAAAUCCACAAGAUAUUUAUCAGCAAAUUUAAUGAAAUUAAAAUAGGUAAGCUGAUAGAAACUGUUGUUUCACAGAGGGGAAGGAAGUGAGUGUGUAAGUAAAUGUAAAAGUACAUGUUAUAAUUUGACUCUCCUGCUAUACAGGAAAGAUAUGAAGUCUACGUGCUGUGCUAUAGGGAUCGUCCAUUAAUCACGUGAGGCUCGAAAAGGGGGGGUGGGGUCGGGAAAAAAUCACGAAAUAUCACAAGGGGGAAGGGGGGGGGGGUGUAGAGAGAUAUCACGUAUAUUUAUUUUUCCCCCCGAUUUCUACUAAACCGAAAAGCGACGCGUGACCUUGACUCGCCGUAGCCAGGCAACAAUAUCCUCACCCGCCGCAACACGAACCACCCGGCUCGGCUUGCCGGUCGCCAGUAAGACUGUGAUUUUGGCGCCGAAUACAUGCGUAAUUCACAUAUAAGCCUUUCCUUUAUUAUUUUUAUGCCAGUGAGAAUAAACCUGCAACCUUAAUGUGUGUCUGGACAUUUUUAUCACUGUGCUUAAUUUUCCAGAAUUAAAUUAGAUUAUACCUAUAUUUAAAGAUAAUAUUCUGAAAUUUUUGAAAAUAUUUUUUACGAAAAAAAUACACGUGAUUUAUUGGAGGGGGGGGGGGGGGGGGGGGGGGUAAUCUGAAACCUCACCAAAAAUCACUAAGGGGGAGGGGGGGUUAAAAAUUUGCUAAAAAAACAUCACGUGAUUAAUGGACGACCCCAUACAGGAAAAAUAUGAACUCUACAAGUUAAGUACCUAAUCUAUUGUUGUUGUGCAAGGCAUGUAAUGUACCAUGACAAAAGAAAAAAAGACAAUACAUAAACCACA